GGCAUCUUUGAGUGCAUUCCUUUUGGCAUCGAAACGUUUACAAUCAACGUGAUUCAACUUGUUGACGGCUGCCGCUUGCAUCCAGAAAUCCAAUGCGAUGACCUCAUCAUUGGACAGCAGUCUUCUGCUGUUCUCUUCGGAUGAUGAGGUCCUGGAGCAGGUCAAGGUCGACAUCGGAUUUCAGAAUCUGUCACAAGACUGGGACAGCUACAUGGAUCCUGUAGAGCACCCACUGAAGGAGCACCAGCUGUCGGAAUUGGAGCCGGCGCCGGCCGAGGUGAAGGAGGAGCCCACGCCGCCGGCGCAGAAGCAGGUGUCGGUGCAGCCGGUGGCCAACUCUGUGCCGGUGUUGGACGGCUGGCCGGGCGUGCAUCAGUUCCAGGUGACGGUGCGCCGGCGGCCCGAGCAGGCCGGCCGCCAGCUGCCCUACGUCUACAGCGCCGACGGCGCGAAGCUGUACACCGACAUGAUGGUGGCCGUGCCGUUCAGCUUCACCUACAGCGGUGUGGCCGACCCGAGCGCGCUGCGCAUCCGCGCGCUGCCCAUCUACCGCGAGUCCCACCACAUCCAGACGCCGGUACGCCGGUGCGCCAUCCACCGCGAGCCGCAGGAUCCGUCCAACGACACCGGACACAUGAUGCACGUGGUGCGGGCCGAUCACCACCACGCCAGCUACCACGUGGAGCAGGAGCGGUGCAGCGUCACCGUGCCGCUGGAGGCGCCCGAGCCCGGCACCGACGACUACCAGGUGCUCUUCAAGUUCGCCUGUAUGAACACCUGCGUGGGCGGCAUCAACCGUCGGCGGCUGAUGCUGGUGCUGACGCUGGAGGAGCGCGCCUCGGGCCGCACACUCGGCAGACAGGCCAUCGAGGUGAAGGUGUGCCGCUGCCCCCACCGCGACUGGCGCGCCGACGAGAAGCGCAAGGGCUCCGAGCAGGCGCAGCCCAAGGCGAGCAAACGGCCGCGCCGCGAGCCGUCCCCGCCGCGACCCUCCAACGGCCAGCAGCAGCUCUACGUGGUGGCGGACGACCCGGCGAUGUACCGAUACCUGGUGGAGGCGCGCGAGUCACUGCUGCGCUACCGGCGCUCGGUGCUGGCCGAGCAGGCGCCGCCGGCACCGCUCAGCCGCCAGGACACGGCGCCAGUCAGGCCCGAAUACCGCUAGACGGCCGACGGCUGGGUGCCGAUGACGGCGACGGAUGGGUGUUGAUGACGGCCACGGCCACGGGUGGGUCAGGGUGCCGAUGACGGCGACGGGCCGCGGACUAGGAGCGAGGAUUGGAGAGGCCAUGAUUACUCCCCCGCACAGAGGUGCUUUGAGUUUUGUUUCUGGAGCGAAAGGUUCAUGGAUGCUGCCACGUAGCACUAAGCUAAUUUAAGUACCGAGCGAAGCAGCUCGGUAACGUAUAGUUGAAAUCAACGAGCUGCACUUACUCGUAGUGGCUGUAUUUUCGAAUGUUUGUUGAUCUUAGUUGCUUGUAAGUCUUUCUUAUGAUGCAUGCUAUGUAAAGAGUGUAAACGCAGUCUGCAGUACUGGGCCGUCGAAUUGUCGUAAAUUUUAUGUACAGUCUGUCUUAAAAGUACCGCGCAAAGUGGCGGUGGAUCCAUCAAGCCUGACCGAGAAAGGGCCUGUUUUAAUUUAAAAGUCACCGACCAAUUGACCUAGGGAAUGGACAAGGAUGUCAGUUGCUUCGGUGACCCAAAUUUAGCAGGCCCUUGCUCAGUCAGGCUCGAUGGAUCCACCGUCACUUUGCGCGGUACUUUUAAGACAGACUGUACAUACUUUAUCCUUUGCGCGUAGGCAUUGAUUGCUGGUCAGUUUUCCACAUGCAUUGUGUCAAUGCACGCUCGUUACAGAUUUAGAUUCAGCAUUGUGUGGCGGGAAGUGGGGCCAGGUUAGACGCAAACGUUGAGAAUCAGUCGUGGUGCACGUCUUGCGUUUGUAAAGAAACUGUUGAAGCUCGAGGUGAAUGCUGAGGCCUGUGAAUAAACUUUACCUUCUGA
Molecule: messenger RNA, 2004 nt
Organism: Amphibalanus amphitrite
Lineage: Eukaryota; Metazoa; Arthropoda; Thecostraca; Balanomorpha; Balanidae
Product: cellular tumor antigen p53-like
Exons: 5
Coding region: 98-1165 (355 amino acids)
Biological process (GO): apoptotic process; regulation of transcription by RNA polymerase II
Cellular component (GO): nucleus
Molecular function (GO): DNA-binding transcription factor activity, RNA polymerase II-specific; RNA polymerase II cis-regulatory region sequence-specific DNA binding
Source: RefSeq, a predicted model, not a curated record